Messenger RNA from Cydia amplana, 1902 nucleotides. It is a transcript of the gene asun, whose product is annotated as protein asunder. Gene Ontology annotation, cellular component: integrator complex. Gene Ontology annotation, biological process: centrosome localization; regulation of mitotic cell cycle. The record is from RefSeq and is a predicted model, not a curated record. NCBI's taxonomy places the organism in Eukaryota, Metazoa, Arthropoda, Insecta, Lepidoptera, Tortricidae. The coding region runs from base 4 to 1902 and encodes 632 amino acids. The transcript is spliced from 13 exons.
AAAAUGUUUCCUACAAAUCAUAAAACUAUUUUCGUACUCGAUCAUACGCCAUACUUUGGUAUAUCAUCGGAGAAUCCAAUAGACUUCGAUGUCUCUAAAAGCCGGGGCCCUGGCUAUGUCCCUUUACCGCCUGUUUGCAAGUCUCUAUGGACUUGCAGUGUGGAAGCUGCAGUUGAAUACUGCCGUAUAGUAUGGGAUUUAUUUCCUGAAGGCAAACUGGUCCGAUUUGUUGUCAGUGAUUCUGCAGCCCACAUCCUUAAUACUUGGGUUGCAUCACAACAGAACUUAACCCAUAUCCUUAAUGGCUUGUGCCUUGUUGGCGCGGUGCGGCGUGGUGCUGGAGGUGAUGUUGUGGGUCUCUGCGCCGCCAUUGAAGCCCUAAGUCAGCCAUCACCCACACAAUCUUCCAGGCCAAACUCGGAAGCACUUUUUCAAAACAGAGGUCGAAUAAUCUGCAUAACAAGUGCACGAGAUGAUGACUCUAUAAGGAGUCUGGCAGAAAUAGCAUUGAAUGCUCUCAUCCAGCAGAACAAGAAAGCAUCCAGUCAACCUAGUACAUCUGAGUCAACGAGCACUGCUCAGCCAGAGGUCUACCCUAUCCAAUAUUGCCAUUUAGUAAUAAUAAACGUUACUCCAGAGAAAGCCGAAAUCAGAGUGAAUAAUCAACCAUUAACAGAGAUGGGGAACGGACUGAUGGGCGUCGAAGUGAUAGUCUCCAGGGCAAGCGCGCUGGCAACACUGCUCGGCCGUUUGGUGUUGCCACAUUACAAGCUGGUCACCACCACUGUCACCGGGAUACCGAUGAAGGAAGAGCAAAACGCGAGCUCUAGCGCGAACUACGACGUAGAGAUUAUUCACUCGGCUGAGGCCCACGCCGGCCUCCGGGCGGCACAAACGGCAGCGGAGGCCACGGAAUCUGUGGUUCUGCGGUGGUGGACGCCGCGCGGCGCGGAGGGCGGCGCGGGGGGGUGUGGCGGGCCGCUGUGGCGCGUCACGCCCGCGGACGUGGCGUCCCGCCCCUCCGCCUGCCUCGUCAACUUCCUGCUCAACGGCCGCUCCGUCACGCUCGAGGUGCCCAGGAAGGGCGGCGGCAGGUCUGCGUCGCACGUGCUGGCGGCGCAGGGCGGCGAGCUGUGGAUCGGCGCGCUGGGCGGCCGCGCGCCCUACGACGAGCCGCCCGCGCUGUCCGAGGGCGCCGGCGGCCGCGUCACCGACUACAGGAUUAAAGAGUUCGGCGCGCUCAUGCAACAGAACCGGCUGUUCCCGCUGCGCGGCGCCGGCGCCAACGCGCGGGCCAAGGCGCGCCUGCAGCGCCACACCACCUACUGGCCGCUCACCAUCUCCUCCACGCUCGUCUUCAACCUGGGCUCCGUGAUGGAGCCCCUGACCCGGCUGGUGGUACAAGAGACACUGACGGAGGACGAGGUGGACACGUGCCGCGGCGUGCUGCUGGCUCUGCUGGGAAUGGAGUCGCGACACGAGUUCCCCAAUGCACAACUACCGUCAAACUUGAGGGGCAAGUCGAGCAGCCGCCGCGAGGAGCAGUGGCGGCAGGUGUGGAGCGAGCUGGAGGCGCUCGUGCGCGCGCACUCCGCCUCGCCCGCGCACCGCGCGCUGCUGCGCACGCUGCUCGAGUGCCGCGCGCACAACCACCAGGACAGUGACAACCGCGCAUCCGUAAUUCGAGCGACGACGGACUCGCCGCUGUCGCCGACGGGGGCGGGUGCGACGGCGGGUGGCGCCGCGGCGGGCGACGUGUGGGCGCCGCGCUCCGUGCUGGACGCGCUGCUGGGCGCGCCGCGGCCCUCGCGCCGCGCAGACUUCGCGGGCCGCAUGGCCGCUGGCGGCCGCGUCGCCGUGCUCUACCAGCACCUGCAGCAGGAUGUGGAGGCGCAGCAUUAG